This is a messenger RNA of Aphidius gifuensis, 1606 nucleotides long. It is a transcript of the gene Agxt, whose product is annotated as alanine--glyoxylate aminotransferase. The record is from RefSeq and is a predicted model, not a curated record. Gene Ontology annotation, molecular function: L-serine:pyruvate transaminase activity; L-alanine:glyoxylate transaminase activity. Bases 178 to 1386 code for a protein of 402 amino acids. The transcript has 7 exons. Gene Ontology annotation, cellular component: peroxisome. NCBI's taxonomy places the organism in Eukaryota, Metazoa, Arthropoda, Insecta, Hymenoptera, Braconidae.
UCAACCAGUAGGGGCACCACAAAAAUCCAAGAAGUUGAGUAAAAUAUUAUACCGACAGGGGGCAUCCUGCUACAGUAAUCAUGUUUGGGUUAUCAGUUGACUUUUUUUUAUCACAAAAAAAUGUAUUUACUUCAGACAAUUUGAAUAACUCUAGACAGUUGUUGAAAUAUUUUAAAAAUGAGUGAUUCAAUUGAGACAAUAAUUAAUGAUAUUGGAGGAUUAAAAUGUGGUCCUUUGUUGGAAUUAUCAAAACCACUUGUGGUACCACAUGGAAGAAUUUUAAUGGGACCAGGACCAAGUAAUUGUUCACCAAGAGUAUUGGAAUCUCUUGCUAAUCCAGUUAUUGGACAUAUGCAUCUAGAAACAUUUAAGAUUAUGGAUGAUAUUAAAGAGGGUUUAAAGUACGCAUUUCAAACAGAUAAUAGAUUAACACUGGCAAUAAGUGGAUCUGGUCAUUCUGGAAUGGAAGCAUGCAUUGAUAAUUUACUUGAACCUGGUGAAACAAUUCUAAUUAUCAAAGCAGGCAUAUGGGGUGAACGUGCAGCUGAUAUGGCAUCACGUAUUGGUGCUAAUGUCAAAUUAUUAACAACUGAACUUGGAAGUGUCUUUAGCCUGGAUGAACUUGAAACUUCAAUGAUAAAAUAUAAACCAGAUGUUGUAUUUGUUGUUCAUUCUGAAUCAUCAACUGGACUCAAACAGCCACUCCCUGGUGUUGGUCAUAUUGUUCAAAAAUAUGGUGCACUACUGAUUGUCGAUGCGGUUGCUUCACUUGGUGGCGAGCCCUUUUUCAUGGAUGCGUGGAAAAUUGAUGCUGCUUAUACCGGAAGUCAAAAAGUACUUGGCGCACCGCCUGGACUCACCCCAAUUUCAUUUAAUUCUAGAGCAGAGAAGAAAUUAUUUUCACGUAAAAUUAAAGUACCAGUAUAUUACUGGGAUAUGUGUCUUUUGGGAAAUUAUUGGAAUUGUUUUAAUGAUGCAAAAAGAAAUUAUAAUCAUACGGUUAGUACAACACUGUUGUAUGGUUUACGUGAGGCACUUGCUAUGCUUGUUGAAGAGGGUCUAGAAGCUUCAUGGAAAAAACAUUUAAACGCAUCAAUAAUUCUUCAUGGAGAACUUGAAAAAAGGGGUUUUAAAUUUUUUGUUAAAAAUCCAGAACAUCGAUUGGUUACAGUUACUGCUAUUGUUCUUCCUCCAGGUGUUGAUGGUAAUAUUGUUGUUCGUCGAACACUUGAGAGAUGGAACGUAGAAAUAUCUGGUGGACUUGGUCCAACAUUUGGAAAAAUAUUGAGGAUAGGAGUAAUGGGUAUUAAUACAACAAAUAAACAUGUUAAUCUCGUUCUCAAUGCUCUUGAUGAAGCACUUGAUUAUGCACAAAGCAAAUUGUAAUUCAUUUUUUUUUUUUUUUUCCUCUUUUUUAUUCAAUGAAAAAUAAUCGACACACAAUGCGUGUUUGGUUUGUUUUUUUUUUUUCUAUUUUCAGCCAGUUUACGUAUAUAAUGCUAACAUGAUUACGUUUUUUAUAUAUAGAUUGAUCUAUUUGAUCGAUAUACAUAAGUAAUAAUGCUUGUUACAUAAUUUUAUAAUCUAAAAUUUUAAAAUUAACUUA